CAUCAUGCGCUCUCGGCACGCUUGCGCUUCUGGGGCAUCCGUGCAGCAGCAGCUGCUGCUACUGCUGCUCGCAGCAUUGCGUGUACACAAAGCAGCAGCAACAGGAGCAGCAUCAGCGAUUGCGGAUGGAGCCCAUGGGAGGAAUAUCAUCGUCCUCGAGGAAGGGUGCACCCCGUUCCCCAUGCCUCCAGACCGUACGUGCUUGGGGCCACGGGGGCCUGGGCACCCCUCCGUGUCCGUCUCCCCCGAGCGGCCCUCUCAGGCGGGCAGGGACGCCCUGCGGCUGAGUUGGAGUCCCAGUCCGCACAGGCACAACCGCCUCAAGGGCUUCCAGGUGACGCUGCUUGGCCUCACAGGAGACAUGGGGCGCUGGACCUGCUGGGAAGUGCUGCUCAGGAAGGUGCCUCCGGACACCCAGUUCCUGCUCACCUCACACGACCUGCGGCUGGGGGUGAACUACAGCAUCACCAUCCAGACGCUCCCCCCUGCUGGCGUCGACUGCCCACAGAACAGCCACACGAUGCUUCACUACCACACCCGCAGCUGCGAGGAGAUUUUGAGUCUUGAAGGCCCGAGCCUUGAGGACUUCUGCAUACCGGAUUGGAAACCGGCGCAGGUGAACGCUUCGGUGGACGGUUCGACUGUGACGGUGAAGUUCUGGGUCGCCACGCCCGUACACCGGGUGCGCGGGUACAACCUGUACCUGGGCAAGCCGCACGAUAGCGACGUGCCCAACUUCUACGCCUGGUUCCCCAGGAUCUUCACCAUGGCCACCGUCCAGGGGGAACAGGUGAAUGAGAAGUUUGCCUCCCACACAUUCAGAGAUCUGAAGCCCGGCGAUUAUACUGUGCAGGUGGCUGCCCAGAAAGUGGAUGCUAUUCGCAGCAAACCAACCCUCUUCACAAUAUCCGAGGGGCCGGAGACUCCACCGGCGCCGCGUGCCGCCACCGCGUGCGCCUUACCGAGCGGCAAACGAGAGCGCGAGAAAUGUGCGGAGGAGAAGGGGCUCCUGGGCAAAAGCGGUAGCAGCAGCCGGGACGAAGUGUCCCGGCUCAAAAAGGAAAUAAAAAAGCUCAACAGUAAGUUUGCCCGAUUGAAGAAAAAGGCACAGAGACCACGCAAGAAGAAAAGGAGACAGAGGCCGGCGGGCAGUUACUGAUCGUGAGCCACUUUGUUACACGUGCUGCUCUUAGGGUUGCCAUCUGUCCUGGGUUUCCCGUGAUCGCCCCUCGUUUUGAGGUCGCCGUCUUAGGAAACCCGUACUUGUUCCGAGGACGCAAUCCAUCCUGGUAUUGGUAAUCCACCAAUCUAAACAAUGCAUUGUAAUUACACGUAGCCUCUUCCCCUCUUUGAUAUUGUCAUAUAUUAGUGUUAUUGUGUCCUGGUUUUGAUUGACCUCCCAGGUGGCAACCCUAGCUACUUUACGCUGUGUUUCUUUGUGUGCACAUGUGAAGUCCAGCGUCAUGUUGAAAGGAUUUUCUCGCGACCGUUGGAGGCUGCAUCUCGUGCACCGCGUGGUCAACGUGACGAUUGCGUUUGUGAAACUCCACUCGCACGACAGCGACGACGUAUGCAGAGAUCACAGUCGUGCCCCCCCCCCCCCUCGUUCAAAUGAGCGAUGAGCACGGUGCUUAUCUCAUUCUGCCACAUGGUCCUGAACCGGUGGAAUUAAUUAUUCCACUUGAGGCAAGUUCUGUUAGCGAGCACCUAUGAAGGCCGGCCUGGUAUACGAGGGGGUGGGUGGCUGAGCACCACGUCCG
Messenger RNA from Petromyzon marinus (sea lamprey), 1760 nucleotides. RefSeq lists its product as uncharacterized. The record is from RefSeq and is a predicted model, not a curated record. Gene Ontology annotation, molecular function: protein binding. Lineage: Eukaryota; Metazoa; Chordata; Hyperoartia; Petromyzontiformes; Petromyzontidae.